AUGCGCCCUCUGCUGAGAGAAUACCAGGCGCCCAUGUCUUUCUCUUUCUAUUCUUUUCUACAUUAUCUCAAUUUUAUCAGUGAAACAGGUAUACAGCAUUUGUCAGAAUCCGUGUUUGUGGGGCUGUGCCGUAUAGUGGGGACCUCAGAACAGGUGAGGAUGCGGAGAGAUCUCAUCGACAUUGAUGAAACAGUGGCAAAUAAAGUAAGAACAAGUAACCAGGACAUGAGGAUGUGGAGUGGAAGUCAAAGAGAGGGGUUCAGAUUGAAAGGAUCUGAUGUGGAUUUUAUGUAUUGGUUUAACAACCACCCAGUGAUCUGGGACUUAUCUCAGACUCAAUUUUACAAUGUACAUAGACAAACCCUGGUUCUCUCUGUCUCUUCUGAAAGUCCACCCGGAUUUACUUUACUUCAAUUACUGACACGGAGAGCAGACAUCAGAGUUCUCUCAGCAUUAGUCACAGUGAAUGGUGGACUUUACAUAUCUAGUUCUAAAUACAGAGAGAUCACAUGUUCUGAGGUAGUCCCUAACUCUACAGUACAUGGUCCAUGUGGCAGUGGAACUGUAGGGUCACUAGAAUAUGACAAUGCCCACUGUUUUGCUUGUGACUUUUGGCCUCCGUCUGCCUCCUCGUGGAUAGACAGAUGUCACACAUGGCCCCAGCCACAGGUUGUAAGGGAUAUAGUCAGAAGUGGAUGUCACUUUGUAGCAAUAGGACACAAAUUAGGAAAUCAUGAAAGCAUUGAAUGGAGAAUUUCAUUUUCUCAGGCAGAACAAAUACUUGUGUACUCAAUGAAUCACUGUCAAUUCUUAACUUACGGUUUGCUGAAAUUGCUCUUAAAAGAAGUCAUUAACAAUGGAGUAGGUGAUAAUGAGAAAUUACUGUGUUCCUAUCACAUGAAGACAGCAGUUUUCUGGAUGAUUCAACAAAACACAAUACCUAACUGGUGUCCACAGAAUCUCCUGAAAUGUUUCUGGCACUGCUUUAAACUCAUCCUUAAAUGGGUGUAUGAGGGAGUUUGUCCUAACUUUUUUAUUCCAGAAAACAAUAUGUUUCUCAGCAAUAUCCACGGAGAAGCACAGAACAGAUUGUUCGUUAAACUGUUUGGUUUUUAUGAAAAAGGUUUAGCAUUCCUGCUACACAGUCCUUCAUUGAAGUCCUAUAUUACAAAUGUCCUUUAUAAUCCCAGACUCAGUAUUUGUACAGAUGAACACACUCUGGUAUCUGAGAUUAAGUUUGAUGGAGAAAUGUUUGGUGAGUUGAGUGACAAAUCUUCAAUAUCCCCAUCAAACCUCUACCUCAGUAUGAGGUACUUAAACACAAUAGAACAGUUGACAGUCUCGCCCCUGACACAGUAUCAAGUUCUCAUGUUACAGGUACACACAGCCUCCAUCCUCCACGGUGCUGCUUUUACAUUACAAAACAUGUACAGCAGCACCACUGAAAACAAGCAGAUGUAUAUUGCUGACAGAAUGUCCUGUCACAUGUUGAAACUAGCAGCCAAAUUUGGGUGUAUUUCUGACAGGUUGUACAUGGCAAUAUAUUAUUACAAAACACUCAGAUACACAGAAGCUUUGUCUGUAAUAGAGAUGACAAAGAUCAAUUAUCUGAGGGAUGACCGGUCAAUAGACACAGAGAUAUAUACCGAGGCUGUAGGGGGACAGUCCUUGUCUACAAAGUUAAGACAUACUGUAGCAUGGAAUGUCUUAUUAAACAACAAAAUAGUUUAUAUCAAUGAAUUAAUGACAGUGCAGAUGGUUUCCUUACAGAACCAUGAAAAUGUAUUGUUCAUCCCUCCCCUAGUUGUGUUACACAUGCUGGAGUUCCUGUGUUACAGACAUAUUGACACAAUGAGAGCACAAACAGCUCUUAAUGAUCUACAGGUCUUAGUUCACAAUCAGAGGUUGUCUGUGAACGGUAGAGACAUAUCAUGGCAGAUCCUGGGUAUCUGUCAACAGAUCUCGGGGAAUCUCCAGGCUGCUCUAUAUUCCUACUAA
Molecule: messenger RNA, 1998 nt
Organism: Ostrea edulis (European flat oyster)
Lineage: Eukaryota; Metazoa; Mollusca; Bivalvia; Ostreida; Ostreidae
Exons: 2
Coding region: 1-1998 (665 amino acids)
Source: RefSeq, a predicted model, not a curated record